AUGUUGGUGUUCUGCGGUAUUGCAAAUCCACUUCGGUUGUGGGAUAAAUAUCGGCAUCUGUCCGAAGACUUCCUAAGAGCUCCGAGAUGCACUACUGGAGAUAAUACUGAGGCAACUGAUGAGCGCGUUCUAAACAGUUCCCUUAGUUCACUUCAAGACAUGGCCAUUUCGAUCGGCGGCAGUUCUCUGGUGGAUUAUGGGCUACUGACUCCACAACAUCUGGAUGUACAAGAGCGUGGAAACAGAGAGUACAACUCUGAAAUAAAUUAUGAUCCAAGAGCUAUGAGUACCAUGUCUGAGCAGUUAUCAGCAUGUUCUAUCAAUAAUAAUCAAGCGGUCGAAAAUGAUGAGAAUAUUUGGAGUGUGCGGCACCGGAUGGAUUCAAGGAAAGGAUAUCGCGGCGGCGCAGCUGGCGUAAGCGGGGACGCGCGAAGAGGCGGGCGCGGCGUGCGCGGCGGAGCAACCCGCCCGGCUCGGCGCCUGUCGCCGCGCGCUCGCGGCGAACGUUCCUCCACGGGUUUGAUGCCUUGGAUGAAGCAAUGUGGGCAUUGUGGCAGUGUACAUAAUAAGUCAAAUGUCCCGAUGGCAAACAGUGUCUAA
This is a messenger RNA of Parnassius apollo (apollo), 600 nucleotides long. Lineage: Eukaryota; Metazoa; Arthropoda; Insecta; Lepidoptera; Papilionidae. The record is from the annotation of a GenBank genome assembly.